Salvelinus sp. IW2-2015 is the source of this 430-nucleotide messenger RNA. RefSeq names its product beta-crystallin B1-like. Gene Ontology annotation, biological process: lens development in camera-type eye; visual perception. Lineage: Eukaryota; Metazoa; Chordata; Actinopteri; Salmoniformes; Salmonidae. Gene Ontology annotation, molecular function: structural constituent of eye lens. The record is from RefSeq and is a predicted model, not a curated record.
CCUGUUAGUUAUGUUAUGUUAGUUUUUAACUCCACCUCUCUCUCUCCCCCACCUCCCUCCCCUCUUUCCCCCUCUUUCCCCCUCUCCCCUCUCUCUYAGGACCCUGAGAAGCACAAGAUCUGCCUGUUCGAGGUUGGAGAGUUCAAGGGUCGUAAGAUGGAGAUCAUGGAUGAUGAUGUUCCCUCUCUGUUCUCCUACGGAUUCACCGAUAGGGUCGGCAGCAUCAUGGUCAGCUGCGGAACCUGGGUGGGUUACCAGUUCCCUGGAUACCGUGGUUCCCAGUACCUCCUGGAGAAGGGUGACUACAAGCACUUCAAUGAGUUCGGCGCCCGUCACCCCCAGUUCCAGUCUGUGAGGCGUAUCCGUGACAUGCAGUGGCACCAGCACGGCUGCUACACCUUGUCCAGCAAGUGAGGGUCCCAGAGGGCGA